Botrytis porri is the source of this 1401-nucleotide messenger RNA. RefSeq lists its product as uncharacterized. Lineage: Eukaryota; Fungi; Ascomycota; Leotiomycetes; Helotiales; Sclerotiniaceae. The transcript is spliced from 3 exons. The coding region runs from base 1 to 1401 and encodes 466 amino acids. The record is from RefSeq and is a predicted model, not a curated record.
AUGUAUCAGCGAAAUGGGUACCAAGCAGGCACAGCUUCGAAGAACCUUCAGAGGCCUUCUUGCACCAUCUGUGGUACACUUUUUACUUGCGAGGAUAAACUUACUGGUAGUAAGCAAGAUUUGGCGCCGUUGAUCCACGAGCUCACUGGAAUUUCAAUUUUGGUGAUCCGAGGCGAUGUUGGAACAUUCGAAAUCGAUGCCGAAGAGAAAUUUUCUUGGAUGAAAAGUCGCCAGACUAAAUUUGAAGAGGAUAUUGCAUGUUCAAUCCUAGGCCUAUCUGGAACCUCUAUGUCUAUGUCCAUGUUAUAUGUCGAAGGAAAAGAAAAUGCACUUAGAAGACUUGUGAAGGAGAUCAAAAGGCGUGAAAACAUUCGUGCGCCGAGACGAUUACAACCCUUAUAUUCUCAGCCGCUAGGUGCUGAUCAAUUUCGGAUCUUGCAUUUGAAGCCUGGAGUAGUAGGAAACACCAUUAUUGGCAAGGUCUCGGAGCAUAACACUUCAACACCCUCGCAAUACUAUGCUUUGAGCUAUGUUUGGGGACAAGAGCCAUCCCGCACUCUUGCCGAUGACCAGGCUCACUGGAAAUUAUUUACCGUCCCUGGGCCCCAAUCUCAAACUGCCCAACACUUGAUAUCAGCUACCAAACUAGGCAGCGCUUCGGUGUACAAUCUCAGUCGUAACCAGAAGCAACUCUACAAUGCCCAUGGCGGAACAAAAGUUGAUCUUUACGUCGGACGUGGCGUUGACGGUGUAUGCAAUGGAUCAUUACACACCAAAGGAAUAAUCCACGGGGAGAUCAGUCGAAGAUCGACAAGAUUCGCUGAUGCUACGUUGACGGCAGAAGGCCUAGAAUUAGUGGGAACAAUAAGCCCCAGCCGAGUUACAAAUAGUAUACAUGUACUAGAUGCUUGGCGCAUUAUUUACGCAGAUCGCGAUGACAAAGGUGAACCUGCACCGCCAGCCUGUGAUGAAGCAAUGACUAGUAUCUUGAACACUGUAUUCAGCGGCUGCGAUUCCAUUAGUGAGCAGUGUCCGAGCUUGGCCAUUGAUAUUGAAGAGCUUAUUAUGAAUAUCCAAACUCCGGGAACUGUUAAAGCAUACCUCAAAGUUGUUCGAAACAUCGUUUGGAAUCGGCGUUUUUGUCAACGGAAAUUAAGCGUAAGUGCCAGCAACAAGGAGAUGGAAAACAUGUUCGUAGGUCUCGUUCCUCAAAAUGCAAACUAUGGUGAUUCGGUUUGCGUUCUAUACGGCUGUAGUGUGCCAGUGGUACUAUGGAAGUCAUUGAAUCUGCAUGGAGAAGUGCAUUGGCAGUUGACUGGUGAGGCAUAUAUGGACAAGAUUAUGGAUGGGGAAGCAGUCCGGUCAAAUCUAUCCGAGGAAAGUCUAUUUGAGAUCCGGUAG